Molecule: messenger RNA, 612 nt
Organism: Trypanosoma rangeli
Lineage: Eukaryota; Euglenozoa; Kinetoplastea; Trypanosomatida; Trypanosomatidae
Exons: 1
Coding region: 1-612 (203 amino acids)
Source: RefSeq, a predicted model, not a curated record
AUGAUUCCGCGGCGCUCUGCCACCGCCGGGGCCCGGCCGCCAGACCUUGGGGCCGCCGGGGAAAACGCGCGCCAAAACGAUACCCCGCAUUCCGCGGACGACUGCUGGGCCUUACGGGCGCCAGGGCGCACCGCCGCCCAAAACAAGCCAAGCUCAUACGAAGAGGAAAGGACGCGGCCUGGCGAAGCGAGGAGUGCCUGGGCCCCGCCACCGAGAGCUCACCAAGGGCGCCCCCCGCGCCCGCCGGCUAAACGGUUUAUGAUUGGGGCCGCUUACUGGUCGGGAAGCGCAGAAUCUGCAAUCGCACUUCCUUUGCCGACCUUCGCCCACCAGUAUCGCGUUGCAAAACUUCGCGCGAGAAGGCAAAUUAAACCAAAACUUUUUAAAUUGGGCACAGGUAAGGAGUUAAAAGACUAUGGAAGCGCUCGCGAUGCACGCUUGCGCCCAAACCCACCCAUCGAGCAUUGGCAAAGACCUGCUUCUGGUAUGGCGCCGCUUUUUUUAGCAAGCGCGGGGUCUGAAAAACCGCGUGGGAUAACGGAGCCGCGCGCCACCCUUUAUAUUUUAUCCCAAGGCCCCUUUAUAUGCAACCUUCCGCGCUUCUCCUUCUAG